AUGGACGACAUUCCUAACGAAUUGCUCAUCCACAUUGUUGACCAACUAAGAGGCCCAAAGACCUGGUCAGAACCAGCAGACUACAGCCGAAUGCACGCCCUUGCGGCUCUUUGCUCCGUCUCAAAGAAGCUGCACCAGAUUGCUAGACCAUUACUCUACGAAUCGAUAGACCUACUCCCAAAUGACGGUGUUCUGACCCAGUCUCAAAGACUUUUUGCUCGUCUCCAAGAGCAGCCAAGCCUUCCCUUCGAGAUCAAAGCCCUUCGACAGAAGAUGCGUGCUAGGCCGAGAGAGGACGGCGAGAACCGUAUGCGCGUCCGCGAUGAGUACACGAAUGACACUAUAAGAGACUUGAGAGCCUUUGGGCUAGGCACGGAAGACGCCUCAGCACUCGUGGGCCGUUGGCUAGGGUACGAAGACUUAUACUUCGCUCUCGUGGCAUUUCGGACACCGAACUUAGAGCGUCUAUGGGUACGGUUGGACGGUUUCUACCAAGGGAUCUAUGAAGAGUGUAAUAAUACCCUUCUCGAGGGCAUAGGUCGUAUGGCUAUGGACAUCUUGCAUUUCGAAUUCUCCAAUUCACCGGACAUGCCCGCGCGGUAUGCGUUCCCGUUGUUACUCCUUCCCAACUUGGAUGAGCUUACUCUUGUCGCGUUGGGCGGCUAUGUCAACAUUCCUGAGAAUGAACAUUACGCCGUUCUCGAAUACGACGCCGACGACGGCUUGACCAUUUUCGACAGCCCUUGGUCGUGGCCAGUACACUCAUCGCCUAUCACCAAGCUCUCGCUAUUCAAACCAGUUAUCUCUGAGAACGCGGUCAAAAAUAUGAUAAUUGCGUGCAAAGGUCUGGAGCGAUUUGAAUGCUUUCACCCACUGCGUUCCAGCACGGACGAUCAGUGGUUUGGGGGUCUCGUUUCUGCGCUGAACAAUCACAUCGAGAGUCUUCAAAAUUUAUCGUUAGUGUGUAGGGAACAUCGGCUCUCGUUAGAGAACACUGGCAUGGCUCAGCUCGAUAGUCUCCACGGAUUCACCAACUUGGACUCGGUCAGGGUCUCUUUGUCUCUGGUUUCAGAUCCGGGGGAAACUCUGAGUGCUCGAAAUCUGCCUGCUUUCUUCCCGCCAAGCAUCACAUCACUGCACAUCCACUAUCCCCGUGAGCCAAACGACGAAGCCGGCCAACAACUUCUCGAUGUUCUCACCGCGCACAAGGACGGUACAUUACCGUCGCUGAAAGAUGUACACAUCGCCUGGGUAUACUACCAACGCGGAAAGGAUGAAUUUGAUCUGCUAGAACGACUUCAGUCGCUGGUACAGAUCAAAGAGCAAUACGAGACAUCAUCAAUCACGUUUGACAUUACGUUGACAAUCAGAGACGACAGAGGGACCAGAAAUAAAUGGCCCAAGCUGGCCAGUCUAGGACUUGUCAUGAACGGGACGUACCUGAGCACUGAUCCCUGGGAUGAAUUUGACCAGCCCUACCAUGAAUCUAACGAGACAAGUGUCUUUGUUGAUUUUACGACUUCUCCUGCUCGCUACACGGUGCAAGAACUACAGGAUGAUCGAGAUCACUUAUCUUUCUGGUGA
Molecule: messenger RNA, 1584 nt
Organism: Alternaria arbusti
Lineage: Eukaryota; Fungi; Ascomycota; Dothideomycetes; Pleosporales; Pleosporaceae
Exons: 3
Coding region: 1-1584 (527 amino acids)
Source: RefSeq, a predicted model, not a curated record